Helianthus annuus (common sunflower) is the source of this 462-nucleotide messenger RNA. RefSeq lists its product as uncharacterized. Gene Ontology annotation, molecular function: nucleic acid binding. The transcript has a single exon. Lineage: Eukaryota; Viridiplantae; Streptophyta; Magnoliopsida; Asterales; Asteraceae. The record is from RefSeq and is a predicted model, not a curated record. Bases 1 to 462 code for a protein of 153 amino acids.
AUGAAGAUCGAACACAAUUUUGCUUCUGUGGCACACCCACAAGCAAAUGGCCAAGUUGAGAGUGUCAACAAACAGAUCGUCGAUGGCAUAAAAGCACGACUUGGAAUAGCGCGCAGAGGAUGGGUUGAUGAACUUCCCAGCAUCUUAUGGGCCCAUCGUACCAUGCCAAAGACUAGCACAGGGGAAACCCCAUUCAGUCUUGUCUACGGAUCAGAUGCGGUAAUCCCAGCCGAAAUUCGCCUUCCAUCGUCGCGCAUGCUCGCCAUGGAAAAGCAAAACAACGAGCAGGAGCAAAGAAUGGAUUUAGACCCUCUUGAGGAAAGGCGCGAAAACGCCGCCAUCGCAGAGGCAAGGUACAAAUCCAAACUUGAAAAAUACUACAACACGCGCGUACGCGUGUGUACAUUCGUUCCAGGAGACUUCGUUUUGCGCGACAAGGAAGCUUCUAAUGCCGAAAACUAG